AUGCCACCCAUUAUUCCCCUCCAGUCCCAGACGACCCGUCUCCCGCUCACGAAGUUUUCUCACACAACCACAACCAUCAACCAUAGUGCUCCAUUAUCAUGGACCCACGUUAACAGCGAUGGAGAUCUUACAUGCAUACUAGAGCAGGUUCCUGGAGAAUUCUCUGUCCCACCAAGACUCGUCUUGAGGGUGGCUAGAAAUGAUGGCAUUCUGGAGCAACUAGACCUGGCACACUUUGCUCGUAUGUCAACGAAUCACAGCCACAAUGAGAAUAUUUUGCAGACGAAGCCUGCGUUCGCAGUUGUGGUCAAGUCGCCCUGUCUUGCAGUGAAAUAUCCUCAAAGCAGUAUGCAUAUUCGCAGAUUCCAGAUCAAAUUUUCCCGAAUCCCGGAUUACUUCACGGCCCUUGCUCUGCUCAGCGACAUCAACUGUCCACUGACUGAGGGAAGUACAUCGAUGUUACAACCACGAAAACUCCCUUCCUCCUCCUCUUGGGCAUCGUUUCAAGCACCGACAUUUGCAUCAAAGGAUGCAAGCACUUCCAUAACCUCAGACAAUGACGGCACAAUUCCUUUCUUCCCGAUGCCAGGAUAUAUACCCAGUGGAAUAACAAGUAAAUAUGUCCCUCUCGAAAACCCCAAGAUCUCAGCUCUAACAUUGGCCACUUCUUUAGCCCCCAACCCCCCGUCUUCGGCAUCCAGUCCUGUAUACAAUGUGGUUGGCCAAGCUGGGUCUUUUAAUCAAUUUCCAUUUGAGUCCACAGCAGCCUGGCCACCAAACCAACGGGCUCCACCGAAAGACCAACCACCCGAGCAACCCAAGAGCCGCCCUGCAACAUCGCCAGCUUUUCAUGGUGACCAGCUCGAUCAAAUGCUACCCCCAAAAAGGGAUCUUCCCUUUUUAAAGUCCAGUCAAAAAAGGCCUCGAAAAGAAGAUGUCAACCUGUCUUUGGAUUCACCGCUCUCAUCCAUAAGCAAGCCACCAGUUGAUACCUCCAUUGACGAGCAAAGUUGUAUACAGGCUGCUCACGAUACCUUCUCUGCACCAAAUGGCUCUCAGGUCUCCGAUUCGAAGUCCCAAUUUCAUUCCCAGCCCUUGGUUCCAUCGCAGCUCCUCCCUGAUACCCUCCAAAUGGACCAUCUCUUUCCACAGUCCCAAACAUCUCAACCGGAGGCCCAUACUAGCCUGGGUCGUGUGGAAUAUCAGGGAAAUUGUGAACUCGAAAGCGGGAAUGUUGCACCUAUGGAAGUCGGGCACCCAGUCGGAGUCGUGGGUCGUAGAAGCGGUAUUGCGCAACCAAAAGCGACAAAUGUCUCCGAGGAUCAGUUGCUGGCUUACCUCAGAGCACCGGAACCUGAGAGAAUCACGUUCCUGGAGAACUGGAUGUGUGAGCUUAUUGAGGACGAUACAUUCAUGGCUCUUUGUCAGGAUAUCGAAAUGACAUGGCAGCGGUUUGCGUUUGGGGUCAGAAAGUAG
Penicillium verhagenii is the source of this 1476-nucleotide messenger RNA. RefSeq lists its product as uncharacterized. Lineage: Eukaryota; Fungi; Ascomycota; Eurotiomycetes; Eurotiales; Aspergillaceae. Gene Ontology annotation, biological process: reciprocal meiotic recombination. The transcript has 3 exons. The coding region runs from base 1 to 1476 and encodes 491 amino acids. The record is from RefSeq and is a predicted model, not a curated record.